Molecule: messenger RNA, 1713 nt
Organism: Panthera uncia (snow leopard)
Lineage: Eukaryota; Metazoa; Chordata; Mammalia; Carnivora; Felidae
Product: A disintegrin and metalloproteinase with thrombospondin motifs 17-like
Exons: 8
Coding region: 82-1575 (497 amino acids)
Biological process (GO): extracellular matrix organization
Cellular component (GO): extracellular matrix
Molecular function (GO): metalloendopeptidase activity
Source: RefSeq, a predicted model, not a curated record
UUGUGGAUCUUGCCGAACUUAUACUCACUGUAUUCUAUUUCCAGAUGACCCUGAUUUACAGUUCUUGGAUGCAUUUUUCUGAUGGCUCACUUAAACAUGCCGUCAGCACGGGGCUGGGAUUGCCGAGAUAUGGUGUGUAAGAGCAGAGGGAGGGUGCUUUGGAAACUUUGCCUGGCCCCUCCCCCUUUUGGCAAGAGAGGCAAAAUCCAAACGCCCCUGCUGUUUCCACAGCACUGUCUGGUUAACACAGACCUUUCUCUUCCUUCUAGCCCUGGGCCUGGAGGCACGCACUGCCUGGGCGCCAGUGUGGAGCACGCCGUCUGCGAGAACCUUCCCUGCCCCAAGGGCCUGCCCAGCUUCCGGGACCAGCAGUGCCAGACGCAUGACCGGCUCAGCAGCAAGAAGAAGGGCCUGCUGACAGCAGUAGUGGUUGAUGAUAAACCAUGUGAACUCUACUGCUCACCCCUUGGGAAGGAGUCCCCGCUGCUGGUGGCCGACAGAGUCCUGGAUGGCACACCCUGUGGGCCCUAUGAGACCGACCUCUGUGUGCACGGCAAGUGCCAGAAAAUCGGCUGUGAUGGCAUCAUCGGGUCCGCGGCCAAGGAAGACCGGUGUGGGGUCUGCAGUGGUGACGGCAAGACCUGCCGCGUAGUGAAGGGCGACUUCAGCCACUCUCGGGGCACAGGUUAUAUUGAAGCUGCUGUCAUUCCAGCUGGAGCUCGGAGGAUCCGCGUGGUGGAGGAUAAACCUGCCCACAGUUUUCUGGCCCUGAAAGAUACCAGUAAGAGAUCCAUCAACAGCGACUGGAAGAUCGAGCUCCCCGGGGAGUACCAGAUCGCCGGCACCACUGUGCGCUACGUUAGAAGGGGCCUGUGGGAGAAAAUUUCUGCCAAGGGACCAACCAAAAUACCACUGCAUCUGAUGGUGUUGUUAUUUCAUGACCAAAAUUAUGGAAUCCAUUACGAGUACACCGUUCCUGUAAACUACACUGCCGAAAAUCAAAGCGAGCCGGAAAAACCCCAGGACUCUUUGUUCAUCUGGACCCACAGCGGCUGGGAAGGGUGCAGCGUGCAGUGCGGAGGAGGGGAACGCAGAACCAUUGUGUCCUGCACACGGAUUGUUAACAAGACCACAACUCUGGUGAAUGACAGUGACUGUCCUCAAGCAAGCCGUCCAGAGCCCCAGGUCCGAAGGUGCAACUCACACCCGUGCCAAUCACGGUGGGUGGCAGGCCCAUGGAGCCCCUGCUCAGCGACCUGUGAGAAGGGCAUCCAGCAUCGGGAGGUGACCUGCGUGUACCAGCUGCAGAACGGCACACAUGUCACCACGCGGCCCCUCUAUUGCCCGGGCCCCCGGCCAGCACCAGUGCAGAGCUGUGAAGGCCAGGACUGCCUGUCCAUCUGGGAGGCGUCUGAGUGGUCACAGGUGGGUGCCUGGGCUGUCGCCAGUGCUGAACCCACCAACAGGGCCUCUGUGCCUUGUCCACCACCCAAUUGGUGCCUUUCCCUCCAUGGUAUUUGUGACUCAAUACCACAUAUCACAGUCCUCGCCAACCCCCAGAUAACCAAAAGAUGAAUUCUAGUCACAUAUUCUUAAAUUCCAUCUGAGAUAACAAUAUGGCUAAAGGAAGCAUGGAUAAUGUGGUUUUGAUCAUGUAUACGUUUUUGAUAAUAUAUAUCACAGUUUGAUCCCAUUUCCUAUGACAAUUCUCAU